AUGUGCAUGGAGGACAACCGCCUCCCCAAGCGCAUGCUGUUAGGAGCAAUGGCGGGGGGCGUGGGAUACCGGGGCGGGCAGGAGAGCGACUGGGUGUCUCGUCUAGGAGAGGACCUCGUGGCCUUCAACAUGGGAGACGAAAAGGAAGGGGGGAAAUGGAAAGAGAGCGCCAAGAACUCGGAGGUGUGGUACAACAAGGUCGAGGACGGGGCGGCAUGGUUCAUGAGGAAAUGGCACAGGCAGGAGGCGGAAGCGUCCGCGAAGCGCCAGCGCGCGCGGGAAGCAGAAGCAGAGAGUACGACCAUCUCAGGACCGAAGAGAAAGAGAACCGGCGAAGCGGCGGUGGGGGGGAAGAAACGGCGAACGGGCACUGCUGUAGAAGCGAGUAGGGCGGCCGAGGCAACGCUUGUGGCGAACUAUGCACCCGGCUGAUGUUGUUGCGCCCGGUUUCCCUCCCUGCCGUAUGCUAUACUCCUUUAUGUAUGUCCUUGUAUUGCCUUCGGCCUCUGUGCUGUGUUUCUUUUUUUUUUUCAUGACCUCCCUGCCUGCUCUGCUGUGUUGGGUACCUUGAUCUCGCUUUGCUGUUGCCUUUGUUUUUUUGUACGGCUGGCUGUCUGCCCAUCUGCCGCCUCUUUGCCCUGUUUGCUCCGUUACUCCCAUGCCCUGGUGCGCAGUGCCUGGUGCUGGUACGUUACGUUACCCUUUCAUUUUUUCUUUCGGCGGGUGUGGGAAGCGUCCUCCUUUAUUUUUUUUUUUUUUUUUUAUUUUUGUUUUGUUUUAUUUUGAUCGGUGUCCGAGGGCUCUUUUCUCGAACAGUAGGUGCGAUACCUGUUCUUUUCUUUCUUUCGAUCAUUUUGUUU
Ectocarpus sp. CCAP 1310/34 is the source of this 860-nucleotide messenger RNA. Lineage: Eukaryota; Phaeophyceae; Ectocarpales; Ectocarpaceae. The record is from the annotation of a GenBank genome assembly.